This is a messenger RNA of Tuber melanosporum (Perigord truffle), 2108 nucleotides long. RefSeq lists its product as uncharacterized. The transcript has 12 exons. Lineage: Eukaryota; Fungi; Ascomycota; Pezizomycetes; Pezizales; Tuberaceae. The record is from RefSeq and is a predicted model, not a curated record. Gene Ontology annotation, molecular function: protein binding; asparaginase activity. The coding region runs from base 219 to 1943 and encodes 574 amino acids.
AAUGUCUCUCCCUGAGUUCUUGAUCCGUCACCCACCCACUCAUUGUGUUCCUGAUUUUUUUCCCGCGACCACAGGUUUGAGCAAAGAAACCCUCAACUCGCCCCUGCAUCUAUAUAACCCCCCCCCCCUUUCUUCCCCAACCUCUGUCAGUUUCCGGGUUAACAGUGAACCUUACAUACUCGGACCCACAAACCUGAUAGCGACAAGAUAAGGAAGCUAUGACUUUUCACCUGACAACACCAAGUCCGCACAACUCGACUCCUAGUAGCUCAACCACCAACAGUACGCCCGCGUACGGAAGUCCCCAACAUGGCUCGCCAACUCAGUCAAGCUUUCCUACCUUUGAUGGCCCUGGGGAAGACGGCCAUUCCGUUGCGGAGAGCAGGGUUUUAAUAAUCAUGACAGGAGGGACGAUAUGCAUGCGUAUGGGAAAAGACGGUUACGUUCCCGCCACUGGCUUUCUCGAUGCCUAUCUCAAACCCAGGCCGUCUUUCAAUGAUGGCUCGCCUACUAAAUGUCUUCCUGUCAUGACUGAUGACGAGACGGAAGUGAUGCUCGAAUCUUUGCGCACCCCUCCUUCCAAACAUGCUCGCCGCAUUCGAUACGCAAUUCUUGAGUUCAACCCCCUCCUUGAUAGUUCGAGUAUCAACGCCAAAGGUUGGGGUGAGAUUGCAAAAUCAAUAAAACGCAAUUAUACACUUUUUGAUGCGUUUGUGAUCUUGCACGGUACCGAUAGCUUGGCUUACACAAGCUCUGCACUGAGCUUUAUGAUCAGUAAUUUGGGGAAAUCGAUUAUCCUAACAGGUUCCCAAGCACCAAUGGCGGAGCUCCAUAACGAUGCUACAGACAAUCUUCUCGGAAGUCUCAUUAUUGCUGGCCAUUAUAUGGUACCUGAAGUUUGCCUUUUCUUUAACCAUAGGCUAUUUCGUGGAAACCGAGCGACGAAGAGCAAUGCUCACGACUUCCGUGCCUUCUCAUCUCCAAAUUUCAACUCUCUUGGGAAGGUUGGAAUAUCCACAAAUAUAAAGUGGAAUUUGGUCAACCGUCCAUCUACUCUUGCGCCCUUUUCCGUACAGACAAGUCUAUCCACAGCUCAUGUCGCUUGCUUGCGAAUCUUCCCUGGCAUCCUCCCCGAGAUGAUUGAAGGCAUCCUAGCGUUGGAGAACUUGAGGGGAUUAGUCCUUGAGACCUUCGGAGCGGGCAAUAUGCCCGAAGACGAGCGGUUGAUGACUGUGUUGAGGAAGGGAGUUGAUAAUGGAAUUGUCAUUGUCAAUGUGACCCAAUGCAUAACCGGAAGCGUUAGUCCCCUAUAUGCUUCUGGCACAGCAUUAGCCAGAGCUGGCAUUGUUUUUGGGCUAGACAUGACCACCGAAGCUGCGCUCACGAAACUUUCCUGCCUCCUGGCGAAACCCGAACUCACCGUUACUGAUAUUCGUCGACAGAUGUCCUUAUCCUUACGCGGCGAGCUAACGGAACAAUCUGCAACUAGCUUUUCGCAUCCGAACUCGUUGCUACCACCAAAGCUCUCGCGAUUGACCGCUUUGGCCUAUGCCAUAAAAAAGGGGGACCAAAAAAGCAUUUCAUCUGUAUUGAAGGAAUCAAACGAGUUUUUGCUGAAUGAAUUUGAUUACUCGGGGAACACGCCGCUGCACCUGGCCUCCACGUGCCGUAAUAUUGACAUACUCCGUGAUUUUCUCUCUCAAGGAGCUUCGGUUCAUUUGCGUAACGGUGAUGGCAGAACACCCCUAUUUCUGGCGGCCGAUGCCGGUAUUGAAGUCAACGUCUCGUUACUAAGGGAGAGCGGGGCACACCUACACACCGAGGAGGUGGAACAUGCUAAAUUGAAGCUCAAAACCCUCAAAUGGGAUCAAGAAAGUGUUGGGAGCUUGCAGGUGCCUAACAAGGUAUUAUACCCGGUAACAUGCACCUUACCCCGCUGUUGAUGACAAGGGUAGCAGGUCAGAGGGCACCAUCAAGGUGCGUGCGUAUACCGAGCCAAACGAUGGCACUUCUUUCCUUUUCCCUUGCUCUGCUCUGAAAUAAUGUAGAUAGACUUUCAUAAUCUGGGAAUUUUUAGAGGAAAACAAUAAAGUUAGUAUUUCAUCCGA